This is a messenger RNA of Komagataella phaffii GS115, 1266 nucleotides long. RefSeq names its product D-serine dehydratase (aka D-serine ammonia-lyase). The transcript has a single exon. Gene Ontology annotation, molecular function: D-serine ammonia-lyase activity. Lineage: Eukaryota; Fungi; Ascomycota; Pichiomycetes; Pichiales; Pichiaceae. Gene Ontology annotation, biological process: D-serine catabolic process. The coding region runs from base 1 to 1266 and encodes 421 amino acids. The record is from RefSeq and is a predicted model, not a curated record.
AUGACAACUCCUCCUUCCAGCCUAACUCAAUCACGAAACAAAUAUGCCCUAUCAAAGCAGUAUCUAGGUAAAAAAGUUGCAGACCUACCAACUCCCUCGUAUCUGGUAGAAAGAUCCAGGUUUCGAGGGAAUUGUGAGAAAAUGCUGUGGUCAGCCCGAAGGCUGAAUGCACCUUUCAGAGCUCAUAUCAAAACUCAUAAAACGCUGGAGGGAACUAGCUUGCAAUUGGGAAUUAAUACUGAUUCUGAGUAUAAGACGGACAGAAUUGUCAUAUCUACGCUGCCAGAAGGUUGGGGUAUCCUCCCCCUGGUCAAACAGGGGUUGAUCAACGAUGUUCAUUAUAGUCUUCCCGUAGUGAAGUCUCGUUUGGCAGAACUAGAAUUGUACUCUUUUGAGGUUCCCCAUUUGAGACUGAUGGUAGACGAUAUUGGUCAGCUAGAAAUGUUAGUUCGGUACUCUAAAGAGGAAUCGAAGCUCGCCACAAAAUGGUCGGUCUUUAUAAAGAUUGACAUGGGUACCAAGAGAGCUGGGUUGACCCAUGAUUCGCAAGAGUUGAAAGAGCUUUUGGAUCAACUUUUAAACUCAGAAGCCAAAGAUUAUGUUUCUCUUUAUGGCUUUUAUUGCCAUGCAGGGCAUUCCUAUGGAUCUGCCGAUAAAGCGGAGGCCACUAACUUUUUGCUACAAGAGAUUGAGAAUGCAAACAAUGCCGCCAGAGUUGCUAAACAGAUUGAUGGUACCUUGCAGCUGGUACUUUCAGUAGGUGCAACUCCAACCGCCCAUGCAUCGGCGGAAUGGGAGGCUCCUGACCUAGGCCAACUAGAGGGAGUGCUGGAGUUACACGCUGGAAACUAUCCAUGUUGUGACUUACAACAGGUUGCAACAAACUGCGUGUCACUAGAUGACGUGUCGGCUCAUGUUCUAGCAGAAGUGGUAUCACAUUACCCUAAUAGAAACAAUAGGAAUCCCGGAGAACAGUUGAUAAAUGCUGGAGUAAUUGCAUUGGCUCGAGAGUUUAGUUCCAUUCCAGGUCAUGGAAUAGUAGUCGACCCUUCUACCUAUGGAGAUUGGAUUGUUGGAAAGCUUAGCCAGGAACACGGCAUCUUGUUCCCUUUUAAAGAAGAUUCUAAUUGCGAGUUUAUACCUCUAGGCACCAAGAUCAAAGUGGUCCCCCAACAUAAUUGCAUCGCUGCUGCAGCGUUCCCAUGGUAUUUUGUAAUUGAGGAAGAUACAGUAGUAGAUAUUUGGGUUCCUUUCCAUGGAUGGUGA